This is a messenger RNA of Magnolia sinica, 3030 nucleotides long. Its product is annotated as cell division control protein 48 homolog C. Gene Ontology annotation, biological process: ribosome biogenesis. Gene Ontology annotation, molecular function: preribosome binding; ATP hydrolysis activity; ATP binding. The record is from RefSeq and is a predicted model, not a curated record. NCBI's taxonomy places the organism in Eukaryota, Viridiplantae, Streptophyta, Magnoliopsida, Magnoliales, Magnoliaceae. Gene Ontology annotation, cellular component: nucleus. The transcript has 10 exons. The coding region runs from base 91 to 2556 and encodes 821 amino acids.
CAGCGAGAAUCAGUUCCAGUCGCGAAAACCCUCGAGAAAUCCUCCUCCGCUUUUCGCGAGCCAGAGAGAGAGAGAGAGAGAGAGAGAGAGAUGGGGAAGAGAGUGAGAGGCGGCGGCGGCCGCCCUCCUUCGCACGAACUCCUCCGCCGCAUCCAAGCCUGCAAUUUCGACACAUAUAACGUCGAGCAAAUCGUCGAACGCCUUCGCUUCAAGCAUCCCGAAUACCGCCGCAUGAAGCAACAGCCCUUCAAUAGGCUCGUCACUCAAACCCUAGAAUUCCAGAAACAGAGGAAGAAAAACCUCUCUUCCCCCACCAACACUACUGCCGUCGACAACGAAGAUGCAGAUGAUGACGACAACAACAACAACACCAGCAACAAUCCCUUCCGCAGCCCUGCCCGUAAAAAGCCCAAGAAAUCCGACCUUGACGAAGAACGCCUCCUCCGUACUGAAGGUGAAUUCCUCCACAGGAGAAACAAGCAACGGAUUCCAUCAUCGUCCUCGUCAUCGUCAUCUUCAACGGGGGACGAAGAGGACGGAGCUGUUUCGACUUCCGAUGAUGCAAUCUAUGGAAUGAAGCUGGAUCCGGAAUUUGAUCUGAUGAAGUCGAUGCUACGGUCAAAUUACAGCGCUCCGAAGCCUGCUGUCGUGGCGAAGAAAGCAAAAGAAGAGAAGAAUAUGGAAGUAGAGGUCGUUGAUAAGGCAAGAAAGAUUGUUUCGCCGGAUGAGGUGAAAAAUGGUUUGGAUGGGAUGGAAUUGAAGAGCAGUGGCAACGGGGGUGGGGAUUUUGAAAUCAAGGGACGAGAUGGACCGAGGUUCCGGAAUUUCGGAGGGAUUAAAGGUGUUCUGGAUGAGUUGAUGAUGGAGGUGAUCGUUCCACUUUACCAUCCGCAGCUGCCGCGGUGGUUGGGUGUUCGCCCGAUGGCUGGGAUUCUCUUGCAUGGGCCACCUGGCUGCGGGAAAACAAAGCUUGCCCAUGCGAUUGCCAAUGAGACAGGAGUGCCAUUUUACAAGAUUUCUGCAACUGAAGUUGUCUCUGGUGUCUCAGGGGCGUCUGAAGAGAAUAUACGUGACCUUUUCUCUAAGGCAUACAGGACUGCCCCUUCAAUUGUAUUCAUUGAUGAGAUUGAUGCCAUCGCUUCAAAGAGGGAAAAUUUGCAGAGGGAGAUGGAAAGGCGGAUUGUAACGCAACUGAUGACUUGCAUGGACGAGUCACACCAGACUCUUGGUUCAGUUGAUGAAGAUUCAGAAUCAUCUGAGAAAAGACCUGGAUAUGUUCUUGUAAUUGGAGCCACAAACAGACCUGAUGCUGUUGAUCCUGCCUUAAGGAGGCCUGGGCGAUUUGACCGAGAGAUUGUUUUGGGUGUCCCAGAUGAAAAUGCCCGGGUGGAGAUCCUGUCUGUGCUUACGCAAAACCUUAGACUUGAGGGCACUUUUGAUCUGCUGAAAAUAGCCAGGUCUACACCUGGCUUUGUUGGUGCUGAUCUGGCAGCACUGGCGAACAAGGCAGGAAACCUAGCAAUGAAGAGAAUAAUAGAUAGAAGGAAGCGUGAGCUCUCUAUAGACAUGGCAAACAAGGAGAAAAAUGAAGAUUGGUGGAGGCAGCCCUGGGUACCUGAAGAGAUGGAGAGUCUUAGCAUCACCAUGGCUGAUUUUGAGGAAGCAGCUAAGAUUGUUCAACCAUCUUCUAGAAGAGAAGGAUUCUCGACAAUACCUAAUGUUAAAUGGGAGGAUGUUGGAGCCCUCGAUUCUUUGAGAAAGGAGUUUGACCGUUAUAUUGUUAGGCGUAUAAAGCACCCUGAGGAUUAUGAGGAAUUUGGAGUGGAUUUGGAGACUGGCUUCUUGCUGUAUGGACCUCCAGGCUGUGGUAAAACACUGAUUGCCAAAGCUGUAGCAAAUGAGGCAGGUGCCAAUUUUAUACACAUCAAGGGUCCUGAACUUCUGAACAAGUAUGUUGGGGAAAGUGAGUUGGCAGUUCGAACAAUUUUUAGCCGUGCCCGUACAUGUGCUCCAUGUAUACUUUUCUUUGAUGAGGUGGAUGCUCUAACAACAAAACGUGGAAAAGAAGGGGGAUGGGUCGUCGAGCGGCUUCUGAACCAGCUGCUCAUAGAGCUAGAUGGUGCUGAACAGCGUCGGGGUGUUUAUGUUAUUGGUGCUACAAACAGACCUGAAGUGAUUGACCGUGCUGUCCUGCGACCAGGCAGAUUUGGGAAGCUUCUAUAUGUCCCUAUACCUGAUGACAUUGGACGUGGAUUAAUUCUAAAAGCCCAUGCUCGGAAGAAGCCUCUUGCUGCUGAUGUGGAUUUGUAUGCCAUUGGACGGAGCAAGGCAUGUGAAAAUCUAAGUGGGGCUGAUCUUGCCGCUUUGAUGAAUGAAGCUGCCAUGGCUGCCCUGGAAGAGAAGCAGAUGACAGAAUGUGAAGGCAGUUCAGAUAUGAGACCAUGGGUUAUUAUGGCAUCACAUUUUGAGCAAGCAUUGAAGAAGAUCUCCCCAUCCGUCUCCAACAAGCAAAAGAGCUACUAUGAGGUCCUCUCGCAGAGCUUCUGCACAGCUUGAGAGGAGAAUCCCGAUGCAUACAAUAUUCUUUUUCUUGACUUGGUUGAGGCUGUUUUGGCAAAGCUGCCGGUGAUCAGCCCACUGUACUGGAGCAGGGAAGAUGUGCAUAAUAAUGUAAUGGCAUAUUGGGUUAUAGUAUUAUGGUCUCUACCUCUUAACAACCACAACAGGUAUAUAGAAACAGAAAAAGAGAGUGAGAUGGCGGCUGAUUUGGAUGUUGAAAGCGAGUUAUUUGCUCUUUGUAGGUCCCAUUUGGUAGUCUGCCUUCUGAGCUGCAGCAACAACAUUGGUGGCAGAAAUAAGUGGGCAUAUGAAGCGUUAUCCCAUCCUACCAGUUUUGUAUUCAAGGUGGGUCUUGCUUGGGAUUGGAGCACUUAGACUGUGUGAUUUACCCCUUUAUUUAUGCAUGUUAUUUAUGUAUAUUAGUGAACUGCAAUUUGUUUUUGAAAUGUAGGAACAAAAUGGAGUGGCUAA